GACGUUUCAGUUGGCGUAAAUUCACCGGGGAGGAAGAAACCACGUGCGUAUCAGUCACCGGCGAGUCUUUGAAGAGGUGAAAUCUGACGACUGGAAAGUUAUACCUUUGGCAGACUGAAAACCGUUUAAAGACAAAAUGCCUGGAGACAUCAAUAAAGGGAAGAAGUCCUUUGUUCAGAAGUGCGCUCAGUGUCACACAGUCGAGAAUGGUGGGAAGCACAAGGUUGGCCCAAACCUGUGGGGUCUGUUUGGUCGCAAAACGGGCCAAGCAGAAGGUUACAGCUAUACAGACGCCAACAAAAGCAAAGGCAUUAUCUGGGAUGAGGACACCCUGAACGUCUAUUUGGAGAACCCCAAAAAGUACAUUCCCGGAACAAAGAUGAUCUUUGCUGGCAUCAAGAAGAAGAAUGAGCGCGCCGACCUUAUAGAAUAUCUUAAAUCUGUGACUUCUUAAAGAACUUUACCGUCAAGAUGAAUUCUCAUUUUCUUCUCAACAAUGGACAAUUUUAUCACAGCUGUGCCUCUGUUUUUCAUACUGUAUGAUCCACCUCCUUGGUGAAGUGAAUGAUAAUCUCUUGUUUUAUCAGGUUCCUUUUUUACAAUGCAGGUGUAACUUAUUAAACCACAUUGUGUAUUCACAUUAGAACCCGUGAAAGCUGUCGAUUGUGUUUAUUCUAGGUUUUUGGAAGGUUCAUUUGAACGGCAUAUAAGACUAACCAAGAUCUUACACGGGGAGUGUAAUGUCAGGGCAUUUUAAUUUUUUGCCAAGUAGUAGGCUAAUAGCAGUGGGGGUCAGGGAUGGCAUUCGUGCACAAAUUGUCCACCUUUUAAUUGUAAUCACUUUUCUCCCAUUGAAUGUGUACACGCUUAACUAUCGAGGUAUUGAAUUCUAUUAUAAGUAAAAAUGGCUUUUGCAG
Molecule: messenger RNA, 917 nt
Organism: Hippocampus comes (tiger tail seahorse)
Lineage: Eukaryota; Metazoa; Chordata; Actinopteri; Syngnathiformes; Syngnathidae
Product: cytochrome c-like
Exons: 3
Coding region: 137-454 (105 amino acids)
Molecular function (GO): electron transfer activity; heme binding
Source: RefSeq, a predicted model, not a curated record